ACUUGCUUGUCAACAAAUUAAACUUACCUCCCCUCUUCCCCAAAGCCUUGAGGUUGAGGGGUCUCAAUUUUUUAUUGCAAUACAAAAUUAGGCAAAGUCGAAAAAUCUGCAGAAAAAAAUGAAUGAUUAGAAAAUCUGCGGGCAAACCCAUUGGUCAAUUUUUCGACCAGCAAUGGCCAUAGCUCCGGCAAUCCUCCGGCCAACUCUCCUCUUAUUCUCCACCUUCUUCGUUGUCUUUCGUUUGGUAAAUUCAAUGUCAGAAGUUCAAGCUUUGGUUAAUUUUAAAGCAUCAUUGUCCGAUCCUCAAGCUCUGAAAAGUUGGGUGGUUAACUCUGUACCUUGCAAAGAAGGGGAAGAAUGGGAUGGGGUUAUCUGCAGCGAUGGAUUCAUCUCUGGCAUUCGCUUAGAAGGAAUGGGGUUGUCAGGGAAGAUCGAUGUAAAUCCAUUGCUGGAACUUAAAGGUCUUCGAACUUUCAGCAUUAUGAACAAUUCUUUUUCAGGUGCAAUUCCGGAAAUCAAUCGAAUAGGUUUCUUGAGAGCUUUGUACUUGUCGGGAAAUCAAUUUUCUGGCGAGAUUCCGUCAGAUUUCUUCCAGAAAAUGAGGUCUCUGAAGAAACUAUGGCUUAACGAUAAUAACUUUACGGGUCAGAUUCCGUCGCAGAUUCCUCUACUCCUCGAGCUACACCUCGAGAACAAUCAGUUUAGCGGUAACCUCCCGAAUCUGAGUAAAACAUUGUUGAUAGAAUUCGAUGUGUCCAACAACAAACUGGAAGGCGAAAUCCCGUCGAGCUUAACACAAUUUAGUGCGAGCUCAUUUUCUGGGAAUCCUGGCCUCUGCGGCGAGAAAUUAAACAAAGCGUGUCAAAAUUCAGUUGAGCCGCCAAAAUCCGUGGAAAAUACGGAACAAAAUGAAGACAGCGAUGCCGAUGACUCUGAUUCAAAUUCUGGAAGUAAGAGUAGUAACAAAGUGAUGAUUGCCGCUGGUGUUGUUGCAUCAAUUGUAGUGUUUCUAAUACUUCUAGCUCUACUUUUCGUUCGAUCAAGGCGAAAGAAGAAGGAGAAGGGAAUACAGGGCUCGGUUAGAUCAGGGAACAACAACGAAGAAUCAUCAGCAUCAGUAGAAGUUCAGGUUGCUGCACCAGAGAAGAAGGAAGAGACAAGUAUAUCCAGAAAAUCAAGUCGGAAUGGUUCCAGCAGAAGGGGGACCGGCAAGGGUGGCGGCAACUGCGGCGUCGGAGAGCUUGUGAUGGUGAAUAGUGAAACUUGUGUGUUUGGGAUGCUGGAUUUGAUGAAGGCAGCAGCAGAAGUUUUGGGGAGUGGAGGGUUUGGGUCAUCCUAUAAAGCAGUGAUGGCUGAUGGGGUUGCAGUGGUGGUGAAGAGGAUGAGGGAGAUGAAUGUGUUGACGAAAGAUGGGUUUGAUGCAGAGAUGAAGAAGCUUGGGAGUUUAAGACAUAGGAAUAUCUUGACUCCUUUGGCUUAUCAUUACAGGAAGGAUGAGAAAUUGCUGGUUUCUGAGUAUGUUCCUAAAGGGAGUCUGCAAUAUUUGUUGCACGGUGAUCGUGGACCAUCCCACGCUGAACUGGACUGGCCUACUAGUUUUAAGAUUGUGCGAGGGAUUGUUGAUGGGAUGCUUUAUCUUAAUACACAACUUGCUUCCUCUGUUUUACCCCAUGGCAAUCUCAAGUCCAGUAAUAUUCUCCUUGGUCCUGAUUACGAGCCGAUGCUGGUUGAUUUUGGGUUAUGCUCCUUGAUCAACCCUACCAAUCUAAGCCAAGCCCUAUUUGCUUACAAGACUCCUGAAGCCUUACAGAAAGGCCAAGUUUCUCCCAAAUCUGACGUUUAUUGUCUGGGAGUUGUCAUUCUUGAGAUCCUCUCUGGGAAAUUUCCUUCCCAAUAUCUCAACAAUGGCAACGGCGGAAUUGAUGUAGUUCAGUGGGCUAACUCAGCCAUAUCUGACGGAAGGGUAUUAGAGAUGCUUGAUCCUCAACUUGCUAGCUCUAAAAGCUCUAUUGGUCAGAUGGAGAGACUCCUCAAUAUUGGUGUUGCUUGUACUGCAAGUAACCCCGAGCAGCGACCACACAUGACAGAAGCAUUGAGAAGGAUAGAGGAAAUACAAACGAAAGGUGCCCAGGAAUCAGGCUCAAAAGGUCAAGAUGAUUGGUCCCAGAGAAGUUUUGGAUCAAGCAGCGUUGGAAGCCAAUCGGGCCACCGGCACACUGAUAGUCUUGAUUUUGCCAUUUCCUAAAUCUCUUCACGACCCAAGAUAUGUGUACAUAAUUAGGCACUCGAUACAUCUCUUUGAACUCACAACGGCUAAUAGUAUAACUUUUGUAAAAACGCAUACAAAUUUUUA
This is a messenger RNA of Prosopis cineraria, 2353 nucleotides long. Its product is annotated as pollen receptor-like kinase 3. NCBI's taxonomy places the organism in Eukaryota, Viridiplantae, Streptophyta, Magnoliopsida, Fabales, Fabaceae. The transcript has 2 exons. Gene Ontology annotation, biological process: protein phosphorylation. The record is from RefSeq and is a predicted model, not a curated record. Gene Ontology annotation, molecular function: ATP binding; protein binding; protein kinase activity. The coding region runs from base 173 to 2245 and encodes 690 amino acids.